AUGGGCCAGAUGCUUGCGGGGAGUGCGUGUGAUGGUGCCGAGCUUGUGUCUGAGACGUUUGAGGGCAAGGCAACAAGUACUCUUCUGAAAAGAGUCCGCUGCAUCGGGAAAUACGUGCAUUGGGCGUCGGACAAUGGGUGCGAUGCUUUCCCCUUCUCAAUUGAGAAGAUCCGGAGUUACCUCAAGGAUGCUAUUUCGGGUAACAAGAAGAGUGCCAUCCGGGAUUUUGCAAGCUCCUUGAAUUUUUGUCGCUUUGUGUUGGGGUUUCAGGUGAGUGAUGAUGUGACUUCACACCCAUGGUUCAAAGGGACGAUGAGAUUUGCCAACAUCCGGCUCCGGGAUGCCCACCGAUCACGGACCUUGACUGUGAAGGAGGUGAAGCAUCUUGAAGAGGCCUUGAUCGGGGGCCAUUUGGACCGUUUUGAUCGAUAUGCGCUCGGAGUUAUGUUGUUUCAGCUGUAUGCUCGAGCCCGAGUGUCUGAUUUGCGUAAUCUGUUCAAGGUUUACCUGGACAUAACCGGGGCAGAAGGGUAUAUCGAAGCACAUACGUACGAGCACAAAAGCCGUCGCAUCACCAGUGGACCCAGUGCUGUCCUCAUCCUGGUGGCUCCGAUCCAGGGGCUCGCCUCCCAGCCUUGGGGGCUUGCUUUUGUUCAGGCUGCCAAAGAUGUUGGGUUUGACUUUGAGAAAGGUUUCAGAGGUCCGAUGUUGCCCCGUUUUGCCAGCGAUUACACUUGGUCAGGGGAUGCGGUGGAUGCUGCUGAAACCACAAGGUGGCUGAAUGGCAUCCUCAAGGCGCUGAUGGGCGAGGUCCUUGAUGGCCUAACGAGCCAUGGCCUGAAAGCCACAACACUUUCGUGGGUGACAAAGGCAAAUUACGGGGACCGUACCAUCCUCGUGCUUGGCCAUCACUCACUGGGGGCUAGGGGCAAAACUUCCGAAGCAUAUGGUCGCGAUGUGCAGGCGGGACCGUUGAGAGACUUGUGUGCAUGCUUGAAAUCGAUCAGAGUGGGGGUCUUCCUUCCAGACUUGACCCGCAGUGGCAUGAUCAGGGAGCACGCUGAGUCGCCUGAUGAGUUCCCAAGUGGUUUUGCUUCUCGCCCCUCUCUCCAGCCGGCCUUUGCACCGUCCUUCAGUGUUGCUGGCCCUGCAAAUGACACGGCGCCCGACGAGGCAGAAGGUGAGACUGAGGUUGCCAGGGAGGCCGAGGAAGAUGCAGUCUUCGGUGGCGUGAGCCCAGAUCGUGUAUGUGAGUCAGGUUCCUUGGAGUCUUCUAGCGACAGUGAAUCUUCGGGCUCAUCCAGCGAGCCGGUUGAUUAUGAUGGCUUCCUCCGAGGCUUCGAGGUGCAGGCCCCGCGUGCAACCAUAGGGGUGGACCUGGAUCUCUUCCAGAACCCUAAGACCAAAUCAAUCCACGCAAGGGCCCGAGGUGCGACGCCCGACAGCAAGAUGCUUUGCGGUCGGCCGGCAAAAGGUUUUGUUCCCUUCUCUGGAAGAGUGCACAGCAAGCAUUGGAAGUGCAAGCAGUGUACGAUGGCUAAGCCCAUCCGAGACACUGGCUCGCUUUUGCAUCACCUGGACAGGCGCCUCGAGAGGUAA
Molecule: messenger RNA, 1599 nt
Organism: Symbiodinium natans
Lineage: Eukaryota; Dinophyceae; Suessiales; Symbiodiniaceae
Source: the annotation of a GenBank genome assembly